Penicillium riverlandense is the source of this 1338-nucleotide messenger RNA. RefSeq names its product IQ calmodulin-binding motif protein. Lineage: Eukaryota; Fungi; Ascomycota; Eurotiomycetes; Eurotiales; Aspergillaceae. The transcript is spliced from 5 exons. Gene Ontology annotation, molecular function: protein binding. The coding region runs from base 1 to 1338 and encodes 445 amino acids. The record is from RefSeq and is a predicted model, not a curated record.
AUGGUCGUGAUCCCAAACGCGGUCACUGCAGCCUCGCAAAGCACAGAUAGUGGGGAUGACGUCACAGAGAAGGAACAGGCUGCAAAGACAAUCCAGAGAAUCUAUCGUGGAUAUCGCACGAGACGAGAACUCAACGGCUUGGGAUUAUCGGCUAACGCCCGGUGGACGGAGGUACUGAAAGAUAUUCAUUGGACUCAGCUUCACGACCCGAAAAAGUCUGAUGACAUUUCCAAUUCCAGCGAGAAGGGAAAUGAAACCCCAGAAGCGCGCCAGAAAUGGUACCGGGCCGUCAGCGUUGCCAUGCAAGCCGGUAGCAACAAUGACAACAACAACAACAACUCUAGCAAAUCAGCCAAAGAUCACAAUCCAGAUGACCAGCCUGUAUCACGCCACGACAUCCUACCCAUUCAAACCUCCAAACAAAUGGAUCUCCAGUACUUCCUAGAAAUGGUGGACCUCAAACACAGACACGGCAGCAAUCUGCGCGCCUACCACGCAGAAUGGAAGAAAUGCCCAACGACCCAGAACUUUUUUUACUGGCUGGAUUAUGGGGAUGGACGAGAUAUCAACUUGGAGAAGCGUCCCCGGGAACGGCUUGAACGGGAGCAGGUGAGGUAUUUGUCUCGUGAGGAGCGGAGGAAGUAUCUUGUCAGCGUGGAUAGGGCGGGACUGUUAAGAUGGGCGAAGAAUGGGGAGCUUGUUACUACGGAUGGGAACCGGUUUAGGGAUUCUUUGGAAGGAGUUGUCCCUGUUGAUGAUCCGGCGCCCCGGUUUAUGGGGAACGAAAGAGCGGAAACGUCCUCGGAUUCAUCGUCAGCGUCAGCGGAGGCAGAAAGUCAGGAUGUGACUGGAGCAAAGCAUACUUCUGGAAAGCAGGGAGAGAAGAAACUACGCUCGAAAUUGGCUCAUCCAGCAGCCAUACUCAGUCACCUUGUUGGCAAGCCAUCAACAACCGAAGAGUGGAUCUUUGUCGCAGACACAGCAUUCAGACUAUACAUCGGGAUAAAAGACUCAGGUACAUUCCAACACUCCUCCUUCCUCCGCGGAGGCCGCAUCUCCGCAGCGGGGACAAUCAAAGUCCAUGAAGGCCAGCUACGCAGCCUGAAACCGUUAAGUGGGCACUAUCAACCGGCAGCCGCCAAUUUCCGCGCUUUCAGUCACGCCCUCCAGAAUCAGGGCGUUGAUAUGUCCCGCGUGUCGAUGAGUAAAUCCUAUGCUAUGCUCGCGGGCAUUGCCGGGUAUUCGAGGACGAGACGGAAGGUAAGGGGGUUGCAGGAUACGGUUCAGAAACAAGGGCAGGGCCAGGAAGUGGAAGGGCGAGGAGGGCAUGGCUCUUAA